AUGAGCUAUACUCACUCAAAUAUUUCAAACUUCUCACCUGUCUCCUACCUUGAUCUGUCAAAAAGGGUUGCAGAAAGAGGAUCUCAAUUAUUUGAGCCAUUUUAUUUGUUAGACACUGUGGAUUAUGGAAGACCUUUGUGGGAUGCACUAUUAACACCUAGCAGUACUGAAGGAUUCAAACCAGAAUGUAUUAUUGAAUUAGCCAUGGAUAAGCUUAUUGGUGGGAAGUCUUUCAUUCUUUGGAAAAAAGAAGCUCAAAACAGAAUUACUAUUAUGGAAACUUUGGCUAUCUUUGGACCUCAUUUAUGUAUUGACAUAGUGCCACAAUCUAGAUAUGCAUCUCAUUUAAUAGCAAGUUAUAUGCACCUUUGUCUUGAUAUCUCAGAAGAUCGUGAAUGCAUUAUUACAUCAAUGCCUACUGAACCUGUGCUGGCAGAAGCAGCUUCUCAGAUAAUGAAUGAUUCAAAUGUCAACCUCACAAAACUUAUUAAUCAGCUCUCAUCAGCACUCAAGAAAGGUGUAAUAGAGGCUGGUUACCAUGGAGAACUUGCUGCCAGAUUAUUGCUUCUUAAAGCUUGGGAUGAUUAUGAUGUUUAUAGAAGAAUAGAGAAUCACCUUGAAGAACAAGUAAAGUUUACAGGAACAAAGUUUGGUGAAGCAUACAUUAAGUUUACACACUUUAUCAAUAUUACAUAUACACCAGAUAGGAAAAGUCUCAGCGCUCUUCAUGAAAAGCUUAGCAAAGAUCAUAUUUCAUAUGUACUAAUACAAGUUAAAAAUUGGUCUACAGAUAAUAAUAAAGGUGAUGAUUAUCCGCUCUCUGCAACAGCUUCACCGCCACCAGCAUAUAUAGGCAUUGAGGAACUUCCACAUAUGCCAUUUUUGUCAUUGUAUUUGCAAUUAGGUGCAACAAAAGAGUUUAUUGAUGUUCCAACAGAAUUUUUUAAAUCACCUCAAACAUGUCAAAUUGCUUUGUGCAAGCAUAAAAUUGAAGAAGUUUUGAAAGAUUAUCAAACAGAUGAUGAUAAAACAAGCGAAAUUUUAUUAAGAACAUUCCAUGAACAUUUUCAGAAGCCACUUGCAUUAUUUGGAUUAUCUUCAAAUAUCUAUAGUUGCUUGAAACAGUUUACAUCAAACCCCACAACCUCAUCAUUAGAUCUCACAAAUAGCUUUAAGCAAUUAUUGACUGCUUGGGUUGAUCCCACACUGGGAGAAUGUCCAGAAAAAAUGAAGAUAGUUAAACAUAUGGAACCAUGGGUAUACAAGAUGGAGCAAUGA
Messenger RNA from Entrophospora sp. SA101, 1278 nucleotides. NCBI's taxonomy places the organism in Eukaryota, Fungi, Glomeromycota, Glomeromycetes, Entrophosporales, Entrophosporaceae. The record is from the annotation of a GenBank genome assembly.